AAUUCUCGAACCAAGAGAGAGAAGAGGAGGAGGGAGAAGGCGAGACUGCGAGAGAAGAGAGACUGAGACAGAAGGUUCUAGAGAGCCGGAGAAGGAAACAAGUUGUUGGGUUAACAAAGAAGCUAAGCUUUGCUUUCUUGGAACACAGGAAGCCGCGGCCAUGGCAGAGUCUAAUGAUUCCGUUUCCAUCGAUGCGGACAAGAUCUAUCUUGGUGGAAAGGAAUACCAUGUACCUACAGGCCGUGGUUCUGUGUCUGUUAUAGUCUGUGGAGACCAAGACAAGCCUGCACUGAUAACAUAUCCUGAUCUAGCACUAAAUCAUAUGUCUUGUUUCCAAGGACUAUUCUUCUGUCCAGAGGCAGCUUCCUUGCUGCUCCACAACUUCUGCAUUUACCACAUCAGUCCUCCUGGGCAUGAGUUUGGAGCUGCUCCAAUAUGUCCAAAUUAUCCUGCGCCUUCUGUAGAUGACUUAGCAGAUCAGAUCCUUGAGGUUCUUAACUAUUUCGGGCUUGGUGAAGUUAUGUGCAUGGGAGUAACAGCGGGUGCUUACAUCUUGACUCUUUUUGCUAUGAAAUAUAGAGAGCGUGUUCUUGGUUUGAUACUUAUAUCUCCACUAUGCAAAGCUCCCUCCUGGACUGAAUGGUUUUAUAACAAGGUUAUGUUGAAUUUGUUAUAUUUUUAUGGUAUGUGUGGAUUACUUCAAGAGUUCUUGCUUCAGAGAUACUUCAGCAAGGAAGUCCGUGGUAAUGCUGAAGUUCCAGAGUCAGAUAUAGUUCAAGCAUGUAGAAGAUUGUUGGAUGAGAGGCAGAGCACAAAUGUUAUCCCAUUUCUCCAGGCAAUUAACAGGAGACCUGACAUUACUAGUGGGUUGAAGAGGCUAAAAUGUCGAACCCUGAUAUUUGUUGGGGAUAACUCUCCUUUCCAUUCUGAGGCUCUCCACAUGGUAUCAAAGUUAGAUAAAAGGUUUAGUGCCUUAGUUGAGGUAUGGAAGCGUAAUUUUUUUUUCACAUGUUUGUGUUACAAAUACAAUGCUUUGAAUUACACUGCACAGCUUAUGCGUUCAGUGAUCUACAUGACUGGUAUUCAAUAAUGUGUGGAUUGUUUUUGUCUUUGCAGGUCCAGGCCUGCGGAUCAAUGGUAACAGAAGAGCAGCCACAUGCAAUGUUGAUACCCAUGGAGUACUUCUUCAUGGGGUAUGGGUUGUACAGACCUAGCCAGCUGAGUGACAGCCCUCGGAGCCCACUAAGUCCAUCAUGCAUCUCCCCAGAGCUUCUCUCUCCAGAAAGCAUGGGUUUGAAACUGAAACCUAUAAAGACCCGUGUACCGCAUGAAGUUUGACAAGGGAUGUUGAAAUGUUGUCUACUUUUUUCUUUUUCCUUAAUAAUUUUUUGGUUCUUUUCCGUUCAAAAUGGUUUAAGAAGGGUAGUAGGAACAGGUAAAGGAGGUGGGGAUUGUAGAUACAGGAAGAAGUGAAUAGGUAUUGUGACCUGCAUUCAUUCUUUUGUAGUCAAUCAUAAAAAGAGUCAUUGAGCUGUUGUAUGUAAAAUUCUAAGCAGGACUGCAAUUUAUUUAUGAUGACGAGAAAUCAAUAAUGAUAGCAAUUUAAC
Messenger RNA from Rubroshorea leprosula, 1607 nucleotides. The record is from the annotation of a GenBank genome assembly. NCBI's taxonomy places the organism in Eukaryota, Viridiplantae, Streptophyta, Magnoliopsida, Malvales, Dipterocarpaceae.